Molecule: messenger RNA, 17587 nt
Organism: Sardina pilchardus (European sardine)
Lineage: Eukaryota; Metazoa; Chordata; Actinopteri; Clupeiformes; Clupeidae
Product: heat shock 70 kDa protein 12B-like
Exons: 4
Coding region: 65-1792 (575 amino acids)
Molecular function (GO): ATP binding; ATP-dependent protein folding chaperone
Source: RefSeq, a predicted model, not a curated record
UCAAUCAUAGCUUGUCUGUGCACUCCAGCCGUUAUAGUUCAGACAGGCCUACUUAGGAAAGAAAAUGUCGGACACUCUCCUCUACGUUGCCAUUGAUUUCGGCACAGCAUAUAGCGGCUACUGUGUGAAAUCUAAUGCUCCUGGCAAAGGUUCCCAAUUCAGGGAUACUGAGUGGGGAGCAGAAUAUGGAAUUCGAUCUUGCAAGACGCCUACAUGCAUCAUGUUUGACAGUGAUGGUCAUUUCCAAUGUUUUGGCUAUGCAGCUAUGAAGAAAUAUACCAACAAAGCUUCCUUACAAGGAAACGAAUAUUUCUUUUCAAACUUCAAAAUGGAGCUCUACAAAAACACAGAUAUCAACAGAGACAGUGAAUUGACUGCUUUCAAUGGGGAAAAAAUGGCUGCUAUGACAGUGUUCGCAGAAAGUCUGAGAUACUUGAAGGAUCAUGCACUUUUAAAGAUUAAAAAUUACUCAGAAGCUAUUCAACUACAGGAAUCUGAUAUCACAUGGGUGUUAACAGUGCCUGCAAUCUGGAGUAAUGCUGCCAAAGAAUUUAUGAGAAAGGCAGCUAUACAGGCUGGCCUUGUGACAGAAUCAAAACCAGAGAGGCUCAUGUUGGCUCUUGAGCCGGAGGCUGCUUCUGUGUACUGCAAACAGCUUCCAACUGAUGGGUUUGUAGGAGGAGAGGAGGAAACAAUGAGGCUGGACCAAAGCUCUGGAACACAGUAUAUUGUGGCAGAUUGUGGAGGUGGGACCAUUGAUAUCACUGUACAUGAAGUGAUAGAUGCCAAAAAAGUCAAGGAGGUGUACAAGGUAUCAGGAAAUGAUUUGGGAGGACAGAACAUUGAUAGAGAGCUGAAAUCAUUUCUACAACAAAUAUUUGGUGAUGAGUGUUGGAAGGAUUAUGAAAAAAACCAUGCACCUGAAUUGCAGAAGUUUAUGUUUGACUUUGCCUCAGCCAAAUGUGCUGACGAGAAUGAGGGCAUCAGCUUCCCUUGUUCAUAUAAUUUAACAGAGAUAGUGAAGAAGCACAGAGGGGAAGAUAUAGCGAGCUUGUUCCAGGGGAUUAAUGGUGCAACAUGGAAUGAUGGAUCAAUUGACAUCGAACCUGCAAAAUUCAGGUCCUUUUUCGAUGAAAGCUUUAGAGGCAUAGCUAAGAUCCUGAAGGAAAUCAUGAAAAGGGCAGAAUUGCACAUUGAGUAUUUAUUGUUAGUUGGAGGAUAUGCCUCAUCCAAAAUCUUGCAGGACUAUAUAAAAGGUCAGUUUGGCAGGAAGUGCAAAGUUAUGUGCCCAUUACAUCCUCAGGAGGCUGUAAUGGUGGGUGCUGUGGAGUUUGGAAUGCAGCCAGAAGUAGUAAUGUCGCGGAUUUGCGGCCUUACAUAUGCCAUUGCUGUUGGUCAGAGAUUUGACGAGUCAAAACAUAAGACUGAGAAAAAGUUCUUUAGCUCUGAUGGUGUGGCAUAUUGCGAUGAUCGUUUUGAAAGACUGGUGAAGAGGGAGGAAUCAGUUGGCUACAAUGAAACAAAGAGUCACAUCUACAACGCAAUCAAUUUUGAUCAGGAAUCUAUGAUAUUCAGAUUCUUCAGCACAACAAGACUGAGUGCAGAAUAUGUUGACGAGUGGGGAAUUGAUCAAAUUGGUUCCAUGACAGUUCCCAUGCCUAUUAUUUCUGGAGGCACAAACCGUCAAGUAAGGUUAGAUGUCAGGUUUGGGUCCACAGAGAUCACUGCAACAGCAACAGACUUAACCUCCGAUGAAACCGACACUGUUAUUAUCAACUUUAUGAGAAAGUAGUGACAUUUUCUGAUAAACAACAUUGCUUAUUGACACAGUUUCCCAUGAUUUCCCCUGGAAUAAGAUAGAAGAUGAGAUAUAAUGGAUAUCACACCAGCUUGUUGUAAAUUGUAAUCACAGUAAAAGCUUUAAAGCCACCAACAUGUAAAAAUAGGUAUCUAAAUACUUCUUGAUUGACCUUAUAAUUCAGUAAUUAUUUCAUGUGACUAAUGAAAUUAAAUUAAAUUAGACUGUCACUUUUUUUCACUACUGAGUGAUUGUGCUUCUGAUUUAAUUUUCCCAACAUGAACAUGAUCUGUUAUGACCCCCUGUGCCCCCUUCAGGCCUGGCAUCGCCAGUGCAUAAGCAAUGCUGGCCUAGCUGGUAGAAUUAGCUAAUCAUGUACACCUGAUGAAGGGGUGUGGGUAGUCUCUCUCUUGAUUUGGGACACUUUUAGGUUAGGCGCAUUCUGUUGCAGGCAGGGUUAUCUUUCCCACUGGCACCUUCUCAUUAUAUCUUUGAACGUCAUGCUGACUUAUGGUAUACCUGCACCCACAUGAACACUCGUAUACAUAUUUUCACUUUCCCCUAGACAUCUUUUGGUAAUGGUUAUUCAUUGCUUUUGAUAUCUUUUAAAUAAAUACUUUACUGGUUAAAGUUAUCUCUGUUGUCCCGACUCCCUCUUUAUGUUGCGGCUUAGAACCGGGUUGUAACAGUUUAUAGGCUGUACAGUAGUCGUCUCCUUUAAAGCAACACUAAAGAGUUUUUCAUACCUUCAUUUUUUUUUUUCAAAAAUCAUUUCAGCGGUUCAACAACUCGUAACAGGGUGAACGGCUUUUCUGCUGUCACUUCGCGGCCCUCUACCGCUAUAACUACACUAUGUAACUUCACCAGAUCGGGUAGCGUAUCUGUAGUUCCAUGAAAUGAGACAUAAGAAACUACAAAUUUGACUUACUACGAUCGCAAUACACCAUACUUUCAUAAAUUCUUGCAACAUACUCUACACCAUGUCUGUGGACAUCGUUAUUUGCUGGAUAAACAAAUUGCGUGCUUGAUGCAGAAGAAAAAUGCUUUAGUGUUGCUUCUCAUUUAAUCAUUAAAAUGAAGGUGAUGACUGGCAAAAUUAAUCAAAAGAUGUUUCAAUAAACCAUUGUUGAAAUGAAUGAGAAUGGUUUUAGGAAAUAGCCUACAGUAGGCCUAUCAGGUAGCCUGACCAGCCAGACCCACAUCAAGAUGUAGGGUCUGGGAACUCACCGUAGGCAGGGCUCAAUUGGAGGGGUGGGAUAAACUAGCCUGACUCUUGCCAGACCCUUGUAGUUCCGCCAUGCUCCACCAGAGGCGUUUCGCUGAGCUCCACACAAGGGUCUGGGCUCGAGGGCAAUCCAAACUCCUUCCAGGGAGCAAAAAAUGAUGAACCAAUCAGGAGCGCCGAAGCGAAUGUUUGAUUCAAACAACAAUGGCGGCUUGUUCACGAUGAGCUGCGGCUGACUUAGGCUGGCUUCAUACGUCAACGAGCUUUGGAGUCUUAGCGGGUGGGGCGAAUAUCACACGCAGCUGGGCCCGGACAGUCCAGCUGAGCUGCCGUGUGCCUGACUUCACUCGCGGGAGACCUCGCUGGAGACCUCGCCGGAGAUAUCGCGGGAUUUUGUAUUAAAUAUAGUAUAACAUUUUUUACUCAUUAAAAUGAGCAUGAUGACUGACGAAAUAAAUUGAUAUGAUGUGUUUAAAUAAACCACUGACUGUUGUCAUACAGUUAACAGGCCUGCAUUGUAGCACAUUAAUUAAAUAUCAAGUGUUUUCCGUGUGUAUCUAUUUACCAACAGCAUAAAAUAGCAGAAUAUCCACACGUUUUAAGUAGGCUAGCCUACUGCUGUUCCAGAAAUCACAAAUAAGAAGGUAUCCCUUCGAUUUCUGUUCAUUUUAGCACAUUCUAACGUAAGGAGCAAAGAAUCUAGAACAGAGCAAGAUGGAUCACAGGGAUAAGCUCCAGCGUCGUCCCAGACGUUGGCUACAGUGCUGUUCGUAAUAUGUAUCGUUCUAGAUCCAUAUGGUCCGCUCUAGAGUCUUUGGUAAGGAGGCAGAACGAGACACCUGUCAUACUCAUCAUGGGGAGAUUCCUUCCAAACGGCCCUAUCGCAACUUUGAACUGACGUCAUUGGGGUGGGUUUCAGCCUGUGCAGUCGCUAAGAAGACAACUGUGCUGGCCCAAGGUAGACGCAGUCUCCUGCAAUUUUUUAAGGACAUGUGACAUGAUGUCACGGUGGUAACUCCAUAGACCUAAUAGAAAUGGACAAAAAGACUCCGUUGUUCUCAUGGGAGGGGGCUGAAACAAAAAUCUGUUUACUUUUCAUCGUACUGCGCAGACUCGUACUUAUUUCGUGAAGUUAGCCAUCCUGUACAUUGCUGUAACUCGUCUGAUAAAUGGGAUUUUCCGAACAACUGUCAAUCCAUUAUUAACAUUCGUUUUAAAUGUUAUUAUUAUGUUUAUUUGCCUCUCGGUAAUGCUUUACCCUAUCAAACAGUAGGCUACCGUAGGCUUUUUCACUGAUCUUGCGAAUUACUUUCCGUUAUGGCUUUCGUGCAGGCUGGACUGAGCUUCUUAUCCAAACAUUACGGGGAAUCUCCUGUCGAACGUUAGCUUCCCUCCAACCAAUAUGCUAACUAUACUUCUUUAUGGGAAACCAACGUUAUAUACGGGGAAGAAGUGAAUUAGUUUUGCCUUCGAUACCCUAUAUAGAAUACACAGAAGCUAUAAGGGCGACACAGGGCACAUGUUACAUGAAGUUAUGGGAUCGCAAAAAAAUAUGCAAUCUAUGGCCGUCCAUGGGAGUUAGCAGAGCGUUGAUCACCUGCUCAAUUCGUGUCUCUACUUCCGGGAAUAUGCCUGCCCCCUUGGGUAACUCCCACCGUGUCUGCAAGAAGUCGGACAUGAUUUCUAACCAGUUUGCAUUUUGUCUGUCCCAGUAUGCACUGUGUUUAACCCAGCAUGCAUCACAUCAAGUCAGAUCUGCGCAGAUUUUCGAGAAGUCAAACGCACCUAAUGAUUCUGCUAUUUCAACUGUUUUGUCGAAUUUAUUGAGUAUUCAUUCUUUAAGUAAGGGAUAAUGUAUAGAACGCCGGUCAUUAUUGGAAAAUAAUUCCCGACAGGAUGAACAGAACCCCGACGCGCAGUGGGGGGGGGGUUUGCUUCGUCCUGAAGAGAAUUAUUAUUACAAAACCCGUUGCCAUUGAGAGCGGUCAUUACAUACUUUCACCGGUGAUUAUAUAGAUUUAACUCACCGCAGAACGUUGGGGAGGCCCAUUUAAAGUGAAUGGGAGCUCUCAACAUUCUAGAGAGCGGUGUAAUAAAAGAUGAACAGAGAAUGGUUUUGAAGACAUUUAUUGGUGGCAAGGAUGUUUUCACUCUUCUUCCGACCGGGUUUGGCAAGAGCUUGAAGUAGCCCAGCACGUCAUUCAAGGUAACGGACAAGUGGUUUAUCAAAUCACAUGCAAGGAUGUUUUACAAGGCCCCGCCUUCAGAAAUACUGUACAUCUCCUAUCGAGAAGUCCCAGAUCCUUGUGUGAAGCUUAGCGAACUACAAGGAUCUGGCGAGAGUCAGGUUAAGGCUGGCUUACAUUGCACGAUUUUGGUCUGUUUUAACAGUCGCCGACUACUUUUCCAAAAUCUUAGCAGUUUUAAGUCCGUCGGAGUCAGUCUUUUUCUAGUUUUGCCGUUACGACAAUAUCAAACAUGUUUGAUAUUAUCGUAAGUCUUUUCAGUCUUGGCUCAUGCAAAUAGUGACGUGAACACUAAAAACCAAUAGUGACCUCGGUCGACGAACACGAAAACGGAAGGGGCAAAAUAGGCGACAGCUGUAGCCUGUAUGAUUAUUUGUUAUUUCAUUUCUUAUAAUUUAUUAGUCGGCUAUUCUACGUGACAGAACAACUCUAUAUCUGUUAGUGAUGUCACACUAUCAAACAAUGCUGCAGAAACGCGAAAAAAUUACUUUGAUAUGAGUAGCCUAUCAUGUGAGUUCCUGUUGAUGAUGACGUAUAGCCUAGUGCACGAUGGAAAUAAUUUGAAGGAAUCUAGCAGCAGUCUUGUAAAUAGUGACUACAGUCUUUGCAAAAUCCUAAUCUGAGACUGGCCUGUGACUAGUCUGUGACUAAAAACUCAAUGAAUUGUCUUUAGAUGUGAGAGGGUCUGAGACUAGUCUUUCAAAAAUCUUUUCCAAAUCUUUGCAAAGUCUGGCAAUGUAAGGUAGGCUUUAGGGAUAAACAGUUGUCUUUCAAAUUCCCUCUCCACGCAAUAGGAUAACGCUAAACAAAUCAUCUUCUUGUUUUCAAGUAGCAGGAUGCGUAACCAGGGGGUCAAGACCGUGUAGAUUAGAGUCGGCAUGUUAGCAUACGCCAUUUUCAAGUAUGGCGCUGCAUGGAGCAUUUAGAACCAGCUCCGUGCACGGAAAUCCGUGUUGGGCACAAGCUCUCAUGCGUGUAUAUGUUGGUGGACGGAUACUUAUCCGGCGGCUUCAGCCAAUCGUUACUUAGUGCGUUCCUGACCAACUUUUACUUCUUUUUGUCACGCGGCAAGCAAUUAUGUGCAUUAUUGCCACCCUCUGAACUGGAUGAUGAUUCUGUUUUUACAGAAUGUCCAAUACAAAUCUAUGUAGGUCCAUGUGUCAUUUCAAGCUUUGGAACUUUGUGCAUGGUCAGAGCCGACUGGCGCUGGAUCAGAGCUCCAGUGUUCAAUAUGGCGUUGACUAUGAACUGGCCGGAUUUACUAGCCUAGCCUCCGCCAUUCAUUUGAAUGGAGCGGGACUUAGUCACGCUCUCCAGUUAUAAAUAAUACCUCAAUGUGCGUAACCGUCGCAACUUCUGGUCACAUGUCAGUCACCAUUAUCCACCGACUCUAUACACGAUGUGAUUGGUCCGGUGAUUCUUCCAUUUCCCAGCUCCCAAGCUCUACGGAGCGUUGCUAGGCUGCCAAAAUUAGUCGCAUAUUUGCUGCCCCUAGGGGCGUCUAGAUUUCUAGGCUAUCUAUCAGGAGAUUCAUUCGAGAUUUUGUGCUACAGAUGGUACGGGUUGAGAAUGCUCCUUUCUUUGCCGCACAUCGGGAAUCCCGAAGGUGCAGCAUUUGUAGUUAAAACUGCAACCGCAAGGGGGCAACAUAAGACCGCCCUAAUAACAUGCAGGUUCGGCUCAUGCCGGAAAAACACGAUAAAACUCGAAGACACCGCACUGGUGACAAGCGGAGACAAGAGACAUGACGCUCGGCAUCUCAGAUCGCAGUUUCAGAGUUUUCGAAUGUUCUACAACCCAGCUAGUAUCCGCCGUUCAUUCCGAUAUAUCCCCACUACGACAAUAUCUCCACUCCGACAUAUACGUCCAAUUGUCGUAGUGGAGGCAUGUCUCUUUAUUGAAAAGGUCCCACCGCUCCGACAUUUUCUGUUUUCAUGGUCGCAGUGGCGGUAUUUAACUUUUUUCAAUGUGCCAUUCCUACAUGAGGUCAUUAAUAGGCUAUUCAUGUCAUAACUAUUAGGCUAUCAUUAGGCUUACUAGGCAUGGCUGUAGGCAGCUAUGAGGCCACUGAGAUCUGGACCUCAUCAGUUUUGAGAGCUGGAAAUACAUGUUUGCUAAAUAUCGGUAUAUUGUUGUGCAUGUUGCGUGCGCGACUCGGGAAAGUGAAAGCAGUUUUGUAUAGACAUUGGCCGCGUUUCCCAAAUACGUUAAGAAGCUCUUAACGCUAAGAUCUUCUUUGGGAGCGCUCUUAAGAACGCUGUGAAAGAAGAACGUGUUUCCCAGAGUCGCUCUUAGCUUAAGAAGAUAUUUCACUAAGAUGGAAACGUAAGAUCGAGCUGACCCACUCUUAACAGCCUACUUAGCGAAGGGCGUGUAGAUUUCUAGGCUUUAGUGAUCAAGCUGCGUCAGGGAAAUGUAUAUCCUCCACUUUUUUAAACAAUAAAACAAUGUUCAAUGUUGCAAUGCGCUUGUGGCUUUGGACCACUGGUGUAAGAAACAUAGACUUAAAAAUAUAAUAUUGAAUUAUACGUUUAAAAUUUCAACACAUCUGCAUGAAUUUAUAACUACACAUACAAAAAACAUAAACAACCCUGUGGCAUUUCACAGAUAUCAACCUAAUCCAAUGAGGCUUCACCUGCUACUCUAGGCUUUGCCAAAGUCCGCGAUGUAAAAGUCCGGUUUACAUUAAUGCAUACGUGCAUCCCACUCGCAGGCCACAUGGGCUAGAGGGUUACAUCUUCUCGGCUAUAUUAAAGUAGACUAGCCUACAUCACAUGUCUACUACCACACUAUCUUUAAGAGAGAUGGGAUGCAUCUUGCCUGAGUUAAUAUAUGAAUGGCCUGAGCUAAUAAAAAAUAGGCAUAGUGUGAAGUCUGUGUACGUUACUAUGCUGGCGCUACCCAAACUGGCUAUGCACUCCGGCAAGAGAGUCGCUGCAACUCGGUUUUAGUUUGACAGAUUUAUUGCCCUUCAGGUCCAACAGAGGAUUGUUGCUUCCAGUAACAUGUGUGAGUGUACAGAGGGGUAUUCCACGAACGGAGGUUUAACAAACACAGAGUUAACGCUGAACUCUAGGUUGAUUGACCCUGAGCCGACUAACACAGAGCGGUCGGUUCCACCGCGCCGGUUAUGAAAUAGUUUAAUCAACACGGGGUUGGUUAACACUGGGUUGUGCGCGUACACGCCAAACCUAUAAAGACGUGAUGUAUGGAGCAUGGAAAUCCUGAUCAAAAGGGCGAAACAGGCUAGCUGCCGCUAGGGGCGUCUAGAUUUAUAGGCGAGAAACGGGCCGCAUGUUUCUCAGAACUCGAACGCCGGCUGUAAUAAAUUAGAAAACGUUUUUUAAAGUAACACCAAAGCCUCUGCCAUUCAGAGAAACCCUGGUAGCGGAUCGCUGACUGCGUGAAUGCAUACGUUUCAUGACAAAAUCACGUUCCUAAAUAUCUGAACUAAUCUAUUCAUAUCUCAGUUAAAGUUUUCUUAGCAUUCCUACCACAUAACCUGUUAUUUUAUAAAGAUGUAGGCUACUCCGAUGGGCCCAAGCGAUCAUCUGAUCAAGUCAAGAUGAAACAAUACGAUUCAUGGUAGUAAUUAUAUUAUUUUUCCACAUACAUUUCUACAUCUCUUUGCGCGGAAUGGCUAUAUUGCAGAGGACGGCGCAUGCAACAAUUACGCAAGCCCGUUCGGACACACUCUUAUACUACGUAGGCAUUGACAUAGACUUCAAUAUCCCAAAUGUGUUUUCAAUCGCGGGUUCUGCUGUGUGCCAGGUUAAAUGUUGCCUGUGGUCCAGGAGCGGGAUUAGGGUAGCCUAGGGUGAUGAGCGUCGGUAGGCAUGGAUACCCUCGAUCCCCAAGGAGCUACCCAUCGAAUUGCGCUGCGACCAAAUACAAUUUUUUAGCUAUCUUGCACAAGCACAACAAUUAUAUAAGGUCUAUGAUAUGUUCAUAAUGCAACGCAGUCUGUUGAAAUGUAUAGCUCAAAUUACAUCCUGCAUGGUAGACCAAACCAGGCAAUUGUGCCUUCACAUAAGUGAUCAUGUACGAAGCAUCAUAGGCUAUAUCUUCUUGGCUAAUGAUAAAAUCGACAGCGAUUACCAAACCAUCUCGAAGAUAUGAAAUGGGCAAUAUAGGCUGCGUAUACCUACACAUUUGUGAUAGUCUUUCCUGAUAAUCGGCCUCAUAUAUGGCUGGGGCCUAUAGGCACUUGUGCCAUCAAUGCACCCAAUGACAUAAUAUUGUAACCGAAUGGUAGUGAUACCCAUAUGAAAAGUCAACAGCAAGGAUAAUGUCUGUGCCACUUAAAGCAUUAGUGACCUGAGAGUUGGUGAAACUCCAUUUUAAUGAUGACCCUCGUGAGUUGUGGCCAGGAAAGAAGAUGAAGUCGUGCACUAUAACCGCUCCAGCGCAAGACAGACUUUACGCACUGAUUGGCAGACCGCUUUCCCUAUGCUCAGCAUCUCAAAUACUGGACAGAAAACUACACGUCGCAAAUAAACGGAGAGCUAUGCAAAUAGUUUUCAGUGAACUGAGGCCAGGUUCACGAUUGGUAGCCUAACGUAGGGCUAUUUAAAUAUAUUAAAGAUUAACGUAAAAAACGAUAUCGCUUCAGCCAAAAUUCAUCAAGAUGUCGAGCCGUGGUCUUAUCAAACUCUCGGUGAAUUGCACGAAUGAUUUGCCCUCCGAUGUCAAUAGACCUCUCAUCAAUAGGGCAUGCCAUUGCGAACACGAGAAAGCUGCGGAAAUCGCGGGUUUAAAUAGCCUACCCUGAGCAAAAACCGGGUUAUCUUUCAAACUUAACCUGCUCAAAACCUGCUCCGACCAGGUUAGGUUCAGAGCAUAUGUUUCUAUAGUAACUAACAUACCGUGUUCAUUUUGGAACGGAAAACCUAGAGUUACCGCAAACCCUGGGUUAACUUACCCGGUUUUGUGAUAAAACCGGCUUUGUGGAAUACCCCUCUGGAGUGUAGAUGUAUAUGUGUUUGUGUUUGAGUGUGUGUGGUUUUCUGUAAAUAAAGGAUAUACAGAAUAUCUAGCCUAGAAAUCUAGACGCCCCUAGCAGCAGCAAAUGUAAUUUGGCUGGCGGGGCAGUCUAGGCACGAUCCAUUGAGCCAGGGAGCUGAGAACCCCCAGCACCAGCGUUCCAAUCACAGCGUGUAUAGAGUCGGUGGGUGGGCUUAACAUAAUGGUGACUGAAAUGUGACCAGAAGUUGCGACGGUAACGCAUCCUGUUAUUUGAAAACAAGAUGAUGAUUUGUUUAGCGUUAUCCUAUUGCGUGGAGAGGGAAGGUUACGCAUCCUGCUACUUGAAAACAAGAAGAUGAUUCGUUUAGUGUUAUCCUAUUGAGGGGAGGGAAUUUGAAAGACAACUGUUUAUCCCACCCCUCCGAUUGCGCCCUGUCUACGGUGAGUGUCCAGACCCUACAUCUUGAUGUGGGUCUGGCUCGUCAGGCUACAGAAUAUCAGUAUGAAUUGUACAUACAUACAUAAAUAAUGUAACAUAAAAUAUACAUGAAUAUAUAAAUAUGUAUGCACGCAGUACAGGCCAAGAGCAUGUAACAAUAUUAGCUCUGAAGUGUAAGUAAUUACUGUGCAACAAACACAAUGCUGACUAACAAUGAGUAUUAAUUAGAACCAGUGGCGGACCGUGCAUUUAGUGGCUAGGCCUUCAAUUCUGCAUAUUUAUUGUCAUAUACCACAUUAAAAGGGGGGCGUUACGGGGGGAUCCCCCCGUAGAUUUUUUUUACCAUUUCAUCGCUUAAAUGUGCACUUUCCUUGCAUUUCGCGGUGUAAAAAAGUCACGAUUUGUUUCUUACCCGAGUCUUUGUAGCGCUCUAAAAACGCCAUCGUCAUACAAACAAGUAGGCUGCUUGUUCCGAUACAAUAGGUCUCCGAGCAGAAAUCUUCAUCACUUCAUCAAUUAGGCCUACAAACACCUUUAUUAGGCGAACAAAUGCAAAGAGGGCUAGGUUACUUACCUCCAAACAUUCAGCUUACUGGACAGCAGCGGCGAUUUCAAUGUUUAAACACCAAACGCACUCGGCAGUGCAAACACGUCUCAAUUAGGCUUGUCUCGCAAUGCACGCUUUUGUUUGACCCGUUGACACGUUAAAGUAUUUUCAUUUUUCGAUGAUGGGGAGAGCAAUAGAGAUGCAUUUAAGACGAUAAUGUUAUUUAACCUUAGACUUUUAUGAUUCAGUGUACCAUAGGCUAAAGUUGAAAUAAAAUGCAAUAACAAUGAAAGUUCUAUAAUUGUUCAUGAUGUUCAUGUACUUUCAUUAGGUCUGCUACAUUAUCAGUCAGCAACUACUUAAGGUGAAAUGACACAGCAGAAAAUAAAUUUGAUAUUAAAAUCAAGGAACAUUUAUUUAUUUAACUAAGUGCAGUAAGUUGAUCUUCAUGGGUGUUGACUUCUUUCUUCCACAUCUUCCACUUCACUGGGUGGUCUGUGUUGUUAAGAUACCCUGAAACAUACAUAAACAGAAUAAUAUACUUUAGCUGAACAUGUUCUUUACAAUACCUAACAUGAAAUAAGAUGUUAAACAUAAACAGAAUAAUACUGUAUAUACUUUAGUUGAAAAUGUUCUUUAUAAUACCUAACAUGAAAUGAGUCAAUGUUAUAAUUUUUACAGUGUUUGCACAAACACUUUUACUUUUAUACCAACAUGUUUACUGUUGAAACAUCUAUCUUUAUCACAGCUACUGUGUUCUCAACUACAGUUGUGUUAGAGUACUUACAUUUCACUGGCACAACUGGACUGAUAUCCAGAAAUGCUGCCAGGAGCUGAUAUGUAGAUGAGGGGAGAACAGCCAGAAUAGAAUUAACAGGAAUUAACUGGAAAAUACAGGAAAAACAGGUAUUAAAUAACACAUCAUGAUACAACAGAUUGAAUAGAAUAUUAAAACUAAUAACCAAAAGGUACUUAUCUUAUUGAACGAUGUUUCAGGAAAUAGGCCAGGGUUGGUGGUAUUUCAUUGGCGCUCUCUGAAAAGUAAUAAAAACAAAAGUACAAAUAUACUUACCUGCAAUCUACUUACCUGAAAAUAUGGUAUCUUCUAGUGGCUCAGCUAUACCCAUGUCCCACAAUGCAGACUCUAGAUAUGCCAAAAAUCAAGAAGACAAAAUGCAGUAUGUAUGCCAACUUUCUGAACAUGGCAACAUGGCAUUUAAUUUAUUUAAAGGUGAAAUCCAGCCGCCGUUCCUUCUUUGUGAAUGAUGAAAUCACACGUUCAUGCAGAACAUCUCUAGCCUUUAAAUUCAGAAGCAGCUCUGUCUCAAUGGCCAUUAGCGCAAGAGAGGAUAGCCGUGUCUGUCCUGUUGAGUUCCUGGAAUACGUUUUAAUUCUUUUCAGAGCUGAAAAGGAUCUUUCCACUGAAGCAGUGGACACAGGAAUGGUAACAGCCAAGCAAGCAAGGGCAUACAGCUGGUGCAUGCUCCUUUCUAAUCCAUUCUGCUGGAGGUACAGACAAACAUCAAAUGGGCUCUUACCUUCAAAGUCCGCCAUGCCAUACAUAACGCUGAGCUCAGAUCUUAAUCGGGUCAUAUCGAACAAUGGUCCAUGGCUCGCCCUCAAGCUGUCAAAAACUGCGUCUGGAAAUGUUGCUCGAUAAGCUGCAAACUUUGAGGCAUCAAGAAGAGAGAGGAAUGAAAGCCUCUGAUGAUCCUUGAAACGAGAACUUAUCUGCAUCACGAUGCUGUCAAGAAUCUGGACAUGGAGUUGUUUAUAUCGGCCGCGAACAUUCUCGUCUGGGUGACCUCUGCGCGUUCUCGGUGCCCCUACCUCACGCAUAGUGGAUGCAUAUAUGCUGUCGAACCUCUCCUUCUCAAGUUCAACAAAGCCACAAAACUCAUUCACCCGGUUAAGACAGAACUGCAUGUCCAGUGUUUUGGUCUGCAGUAUGUCAAACAGAACGUCGGCAUGGGUGAACACACCAGAGAAAGUGGAAAGCAUGAAACAGAAGUCAAAGCUGCACAGAAGACUAACAUAUCCAUCUGCACUCCGCACAGCAUCUUGAUCAUAUUCAUCAUGGUUUUCAAGAAUGGUCUCGAAAACUUCCAGAAGAGCUUCUCUUUUCUCCAGUACUGUCCCGACCAAUCGGGAGUUGUACUGCCAUCUCGUUGGUGCCACUCGAGGAAGUCGCCGUUCGCAAAUCUCAUCAAGUAACUCUGUGCGUUUUGGAGAUCUAGAGAAAAACGACGCCAAGCCAGAAAGAUGAGAGAAGAACACGUUACAUUCUCGGAUCUUUGACACCCCCUGAGUCAAAACAAGGUUAAGCGUGUGAGCAUAGCAAUGGAUGAACAAAGCCAUUGGAGCUUGCUCUCUCACUUUAGCCUGAACGCCGUUAAUGCCAGAUGCCAUUACAGCAGCACCAUCGUAGCACUGCGCUACAACCUUAUGCAUGCAGUCAUACUCCUCUAAGAAGUUAAGAACUAGAGCAGCGAUGUCACCUGCCCUCUUGCCCCGAGUCACAUCGACAUACUUCAUGAAGCGUUCUUUCACACCGGUAUCUGUCACGUAACGGAGGACCAGAGACAUCUGCGCAGCAUUGCUAGCAUCUGUGGUUUCAUCCACCAUCACAGCUAUAUAUGGAGCCCGACUGAUCUCCGACCGAAUGUCAUCCAACAUCACUAAAGCAACAUCCUGAAUCAAAUCAUUCUGAAUCUUACCUGACGUCCCCGUGAAAACUCUGUUGGUAGUGAGAUGGUGUUGCAAAACAGGAUCGCGUUCCGCUAAAAAAGCCAGGAGCUCAACGUAGUUACCACGGUUGGUAGAGGUGGUGCUCUCGUCAUGACCCCUGAAAGACAACUCCUGUUUCCCGAGGAAAACAACACAGUCAAUAAGAUCUUUCAGGAUCUUCCGAUUCUUCUUCACCUGAACAUUAUGCAGCUCAGUAGCACGUCGCCGCUGCUCAUCAAGCUGCAAAUCAAUCCUGCUAUUUCCGAAUGUAGCUGUCGAAACUGUAGCCUGAAUAUGGCUAGUUGUAUUCUGGUGUCUAAGCGCUGCCUUUGUAAGACAACUCAAAUUAGAAAAGCCUAAACAAUUCCAAACACCACGGUCACUGGAGAAAAGCAAGCAGUCGAAGCAGUACAGUCGAUUAUUGUACGUUGAUCCAGUAAGCCACGGGUAACGUUGGUAGUUACUUACCUGGAAAUGUCUCACACAGUUUUUACUUACCUGGCUAAGUGCUAACUGAGGCAUCGGUCGACCUUUUCUCACAAUAUCCAUCUUCUCAGUGAAAUCUCUCCUCGAAAAUGGUGUUGAGAGUAAGUCAGAAACUAAAUCACACGUUUCUCUUGUAGAUAGCGCCAUCGACCUGUCAAAUUGGAAAAUUCACCUAGCGGGUGCGAGUUGAGAGAUGACAAUGAAUGACACACACACACAGUACCUGUGGAUGUCUGACAGAAGAUACUCGCUCGAGCUCUAAGUCGAACGUCAAAACAAAUAGUUCUAGCGGCAAAAUUCGUGAUGACUGACAAACUGUUCCGGGUAUUCUUUUCGAACAUUGCAGGCCCACCAGCAGUCAGACCUGCCUACCUCGUCGUAAUACAUUGUUUUGAUUGGCUGAUCUGUCAGAUGUAGCCAUCAAUCAACCCGAAUCAAAACAUAUGAUUUCUAAGGGUUGCUUAGGUACCGAAAACGCAGUGAUUCCUUGUGAAGGCCUGAUGCGGGUGUUAACAAGGGAAGACAUACGAUUGGAUACAAGUGGAUAUCACACCCCCUCGUUAUUUGUUCACGCAAUCUGUCAAUCAAAUCGCAUAGCGGACAGCGGUAGUAAUGGUUAGGCUAGUCGAGUCGAGAACGAUCGGGGAAGGAGAAACAGAAGCAAAUAAUAAAUGGCGAUGUAGAAUAUUAUUAAAGAGUUAUUAUUUUUUAUUCAUUUGAAAAUAGUUAGGCCUUCAGAGAAGGCCUUGAAGGCCCUGACGGUCCGCCACUGAUUAGAACCCAAUACAAGAGAAAUCAGCAGUUACACCAUGUUAUACCAACAUUGGCCACUAGAAGGCGCUCUAAGACCACAAAUGAAACAUGUCACUAGCAUUUGGAUCUAGUAAUCACGUGAUGGACUAGUGGCGCGAAUGGAAGAUGAAAUGUGACCAUUCAAAGCGAAAUCAGUCGUUUUGCGCACAACGUUAUUUUGAGAAAAUCAACAAUAACAAACUUCCGGGUUAAAAUGUUGAAUUUCACGUUUUUGCAUAAUUCGACUGUAUACAGUCUACAGUUUCAUAUCGUGAACGCAUUUCACGGAAAAACAUACGUUUUGACUGUUAAACCCAGCGAAGAUUCAACACAUUUGCUGUCAUUCCCGUUGUGCACGCGCCGCUUAAAAAGGUGAUUUCUCCUCUUCUGGCAUAUCGUGACAGGAGAACCAUGUCAACGUUGGAUGCGGUUAUCUUAGCGAUAGUUUGUGUAAUACCCUCGAUAUACAUAUCGUUGGAAAGCUUAGUUUAUGGCCGUUCACGUGAGCACAAUAACUUAAUUUAAUACAUUUUACCGAAACGACUGGUUCCGCUUUACAGGGUCACAAAUGUGUUUAAUUAAGUUAGCAACAGCAACCGAUGGACUAUUAUUCGGACUAGUUCACAAAUUACAACAAAGUAAGGUCUUAUACUGCGUUCAUGCAGCUCGGAACCUCGGAAAUUUCUGACCUCCGAUAGCGGAAAAAUGACAUGAACGCUAGGUCGGGUGGGAUUUUUUCCUCGGAGACUCGUGCGGAAGUUUUGUGCCCCGAGGUGUCCGACUUGACGUCACUAUCAUAUUCUCCAACCACGACGGCCUCCCUUGCAACAACACAAGAGGUGAAUUUCACUGUCAUUACGAAUAGGCAAGGUAAUUUGUCACUAAAUUAACAACACAGACAAAAACACUCGCCCAAGACAAUUUCCUUCUUGCUCAACCAUACUAAGCAGUUGUAAUAACGUAUUUAUGCGUUUCCUGUAUUUAUUUUCCGAACUGAUCUCAUGAACACAAUUUUUUCGGAGGUCGGGACUUUUUAAAGGCAGGUCCUCCGAGGUUCCGAGCUGCAUGAACGCAGUAUUAGCCUACUAUAUGUCAAUUGUCCUAUUUGUGUACUUACAUGGUCGGAUACACACACAGCAACACAACAUAAAAGUAAAACAGAACGGGAAAAAUUAGCAACUCUACAAACAGCUGGACUCGUGUCGGCAGUGAACUAACUCCUAGUACAAACAUAGACUGUAAAAAAUAUGGACAAAGCGUCUGUGACGUCACCCAUAGAUUUCUGAAGAACUCAAAUGAAGCCGUUUAUGGGGGGUAUGGGCGGCGCCAUCUUGGGAAAUCUUGGGAGAUCAUAACCACGCCCACAUUCUGGCCAAUCCAAUCAAAUGGGUGAAAGGGCGGGCUUUGUGCAAAACUGAGCCGAACAGGUGUUCUUCAGCUAAGCAGCUAAUACGUUACGGUUACGAUACUGGCAAGCUAGGCUACUGCUACGUUUACUGCGAAGCCACUGAAGUCGAAGACUGAUUCUAACCCAUCUGAAUUUGCUGGUAAGUUGAACCGUGUUCAUGUUUGUCUCUUAAAGGCAUGUGUUCAGACAUCUUAUGAUUAUGUAUCCUGCAAGCUAACCGGGUAAACUCAUGUGAAUAGUUAGUGCUGCUAACAAGUUAGCCUACUACAAAUAAUGAACGGAGUUGUGUUUGCACCUUCUAGCAGGUGAAAUAAGCUAGCUGUUAACGUUACGUUACCCCAUUUACAAUAAACGAUAGAGAAAGUUAGACUCCACUACAGAUACAUUGAUCUUUAGCUUUAGUGAUUAACGUUACCCAUCUCUGUUCUCAUUUUAUUAUUGGUAAUGUUAUGAAACGUUGAAACGUAUGAUCCUGUGACAUUGAAUGUUGCGGUCAUUUCAUUGUAACAUUAACAAUAAUUUAUGUCAACAUCAAGCUCGCUUUAUUCCGUCAAGUUAUUGACAAAAUCUUAGUCUAGUAUUAGUUGUACAUCAUUUGAUGUGUUUUAUGUUUUAGCAAUAAUCAUGGGUUUCAUCAGGUCCCUUUCCACAGGUGUAUUAAUCAAACACCAUGCUGUCUGCAUUCAUAGUCAAGGUGCUUGAUUUUAUACACCUGUGGAAAGGGACCUAAUGAAAACAAUGAAUAUACAAGGAUGUUGUGUUAUGGAUUAUGCAAUGAGUAAAACUAAAUAAAAUUUUAGAGCAAUGAUUUGCACAAUAUGUAAUUUUACUGUCAAAAUCACACUCGUGAAUACUGGUGAUUACGUGUUGUUAGUUGACACUUGUGUUGUACUUGUAUUGCAUUUCAUUGUAGGUUACACAGGUAUGAAUGUAAUUAAAUGUUUACCUUUCUAU